GUCAGUGUCUCUCGCGUGUUCGCACGGGGAACAUCGCUCGCGCGUCUUCGCCAAGGCCCAUUCCGGCGAGUCCUCGGGCUUUCCCAUUAACGACGAGGAUAUUCGCGGACGGUGAGAGGAGAAUUCGGCUCCUCGCGCCCGGGCCGAGCCGCGUCGUCCCCGCCCGGCUAAAUGAGAGUCCCUCGCGGAUAGUACGAAAACACUCGGUCCUCUUCUCUCCCAUUCCUUUCCUCUUCCGCGUCCGUCCCUCCUCUCUUCACCCCUUUGUUUACCUGUCCGACGCAGAUCGCGAGUGCACGAUUCGCGGACGCGUUUCGUAAUUACCCCGGAGAAUGGACAUGGCCGACCGUUUCUGGAGACUGGCCCUGUGCUGGAUAUGCAUCGUCGGGCUCGCAGGCGCCAACGUGCAAAGCAAAGUAAGAUGUACCAAGCAAUUGAUGGAAGUGGAUAUAGUGAGGAGUAGUCCGCAGGCGAAGAUAUAUCUCCAGCAAUUCAAGCAUUUUCCGGACGAGGCUUGUAAGCCGCAGUUUCACGAUGGCGUAGCCACGUUUAAAUUAUCGCUGCUGGAACAGGACAUGUUACGGUGCGGCAUUACAAGAGUCGUCAACAAAGUCACGGGUCAGAAGAUGUACUAUCAUCGGGUAAUAGUGGAGGAACCUGCGGAUUCCAGCAAACACACGUUCACGGUGAAAUGCGUAAUCACCGAAGUUGUCGUGGAGCCUGAAAUCACCGUCGCGGCCAAUCACACGGCGGUACGGCGGAGCGUUCUUCCGGCGGGCUUUCAGGAACCUGAAGUGAUCGACAUACGUGAGGAAAUUUCGGGAGCGGCACCAGUUCCGAUCCUCGGCGUCGGAGUAAGGCAGGGUGGAGCUUUGGUGACCGGCGAGCUCAACGUCAGUCCCGGUACGCCGUUGCAGAUGGAAAUAUUUUUGGACAACGAUUCAGCGCCGAUCUACGGUCUGCUGGUGACUUACAUGUUGGUCACCGACACCAAAACGCAGGAGGAAACGAUUAUUAUUAACGGGUGCUCCGUUGAUCCUUACUUGUUCGAAAAUUUCAACACCGUGGAUGGCGACUUCCUGACGGCGAAAUUCCGAGCCUUCAAGUUCCCGGAAAGCACCUACGUUCAGUUCCGCGGCACCGUUAACGUCUGCUUGGAUAAGUGUCCAGGGAUCGAAUGCAGCAACGGGCAAAUCGGUUUCGGCAGGAAAAGACGCGCCAUUGAGAUGUCAAGCACCGACAAGAAUAAAUUGUUCGAGGUAACCAUGUCGACAUUCAUCAAGGUCGAUUCCGCGGAUGACGUCACGAUCGAUCAAGUGCUUUCGGGAUUCAUCAGGAAAGGAAAGAACAGGACGCACACGAAGGAAAGGGCGGUGAUCGCUGAAGAAAUCAGGGAGCAGUCCGAUCCGACGACAAUUAAGACGCACGAAAGAGCGUUUCUCGCGGAAGAGAUCAAGGAACAGUUUAAAUACAAAGUCACCGAGGUGGUACUCAAUGGUUCCUCGUGUAGUGCGCUGAGCUUGUCUCUCCUUUUGGUCCUUCUUUGCUUCUACAAACUGCUGUAGAAGAUGAGAUUCGUGUUUCCUGACAAAAAGAUUGCUAACUGUAAAUAAGACGCAGUCUGAGAUAUGUUAAAAACAUGAAGGAAAAGUAAGAAGUAUUGCUUCUGGGAAUGAUAGUUAACUUGCUCACUAAUAAUAAUCGAGAGAUUUCGAUCGUCAUAACAGCAGAUCACUAAUUAUAUAGCGGUGAUCAGACAGUGUAUAAUCAAAAUAUGCCUUGAAUGAAAUUUGAUUUAAAAUAACGAUAUUUCAAAGUAGCGCGUAAUUUCCUCAAGAGGAAACUUGUCUUCAUUGUAAAAUUGCCGUCCAUGUUAAAGUACUUAUGCGUGAUAUUGAAAAUAUGUUUAACGAGAAUCGAAUGUUAGGCGACAAAUUCGAUAAAAUUUAAAUUAUCGAAUUUGGAAUUAAAAAAAAGUUUAAAUAAUGGAUUACCUAUCUUGGCGCUAACAUAAUAAACAGUAACAUAUGUAUAUGAUUUCUCCGCUCUGCGACCGCCGAAUUUUCAAUCGCAACGUUUCAGUUUUUAGUUUUAUUAUAUCUUUUUUUAAUUAUAUAACGUAAGUAACUGCCGUAUCUCUUGAUAGAGUGACUGCCAAAAGAAAAUUGGCCUUUGCGAGCGGAGAAAGACGAAGACCUAGUCGUGCGACGAGGUGUAAUAUUAAAAUGCGACUUAAUUAUUUACUAAGUAAUUAUUAAUUGUGUAUUUGUAAUCUCAGUUUAAU
This is a messenger RNA of Temnothorax curvispinosus, 2284 nucleotides long. RefSeq lists its product as uncharacterized. Bases 333 to 1565 code for a protein of 410 amino acids. NCBI's taxonomy places the organism in Eukaryota, Metazoa, Arthropoda, Insecta, Hymenoptera, Formicidae. The record is from RefSeq and is a predicted model, not a curated record. The transcript has 8 exons.